AUGAUUGUUCCAGUUAGAUGUUUUUCAUGUGGGAAAGUUGUUGGUGAUAAGUGGGAAAGUUAUUUGAAUAUGUUACAAGAAGAUGAGUUAGACGAAGGUACUGCUUUAUCUAGAUUGGGUUUGAAGAGAUAUUGUUGUAGAAGGAUGAUAUUAACACAUGUUGAUUUAAUAGAAAAGUUCUUAAGAUAUAAUCCAUUAGAAAAGAGAGAUUAA
Messenger RNA from Arxiozyma heterogenica, 213 nucleotides. RefSeq names its product DNA-directed RNA polymerase core subunit RPB10 (gene RPB10). Lineage: Eukaryota; Fungi; Ascomycota; Saccharomycetes; Saccharomycetales; Saccharomycetaceae. Gene Ontology annotation, biological process: tRNA transcription by RNA polymerase III; transcription by RNA polymerase II; transcription by RNA polymerase I. Bases 1 to 213 code for a protein of 70 amino acids. Gene Ontology annotation, cellular component: RNA polymerase II, core complex; RNA polymerase I complex; RNA polymerase III complex. Gene Ontology annotation, molecular function: DNA binding; zinc ion binding. The record is from RefSeq and is a predicted model, not a curated record. The transcript has a single exon.